GAGGUUUGUCUUGAAAGAGGACGCAGAGAUGACUUUGGACGCUUCAUCCAGGAGGGGAAAACUCUACAGAGUGGUUGCUGUGAGCUUCGGACUACUGUGUAUCCUACAAGCUGCUGUCAACAUUUCACUGCGUCUUUCUCUCUACAGCUCCAGUACAAAGAUCAUAAAAUAUCUGACUGAAGAAGGAGAAGAUUUGAAGAGGAAGCUGAGCAUCCUUGAUCAUUACUUACAACAAGGAUGGGUGUAUUCCAACAACAGUUUCUAUUACAACUCCUCUAAUCAAAAGUCCUGGCAAGAGAGCAGAGAUGACUGUCGGCAAAGAGGUGCAGACCUGAUAAUCAUCAACAGCAAAGGAGAGCAGGAUUUUGCCAGAGGAUUCAAACGGCUCACUUGGAUUGGACUAACUGACAGAGAGACAGAGGGGAAAUGGAAAUGGGUGGAUGGGACUGACCUGAAGACAAGCUACUGGCUCACUGGGGAGCCAAACAGCAAUGGAGGUAGAGAAGACUGUGGAGUAAUAUGGUCCUAUGAAAAAGAAAACAGCUGGAAUGAUACACCAUGUACAGAAGAAAACUUCUGGAUCUGUGAAAAGAUGGUGGCAUAACUCUGCAUCCAAACCCACCUGACUGGCUAUCAUUAAGCUGCUCAUCCAACACACAAACUUGUCACCAUAGUUAAAGCACUGGUGUAAAUAAUAGCAUCAAUGAUGGCUGAAUUCCAUUUAGCUGUUUCACUUUCAGGGUCCUGGUGUUGUGCAUGCUGGCUCACUGUCACAGUCGUGACCAUAGAAAUAGAAUAGGAGUAGAACGGACAUUGAACUGCUUGUCAUGGUCAUUUGGCCAGUACAAAAGAAAAUGGUGAUUGUUGUUAGUCAGUUGGGCUGUAAAGUGUUUCUGCAGCUCGGCGGGAAGAGAGCGGACACAGCUUUGAGGAGAAAGAUGGCCAUCUAGCUAGCUAACGUUAGGUAGCUUGUCCUUCUCCAUAGUGAUAUGGAGUGAGGCCAAGGGACCGUCAGACCCAACACCGCCUCUGGACUCCAGUCUGCUGUUCGGCUCAUUUUCUUUAUCCAGUGUAGCAUGAAAGCAUGGUGGAAUUAGAACGCUAGCCAACUGGCCAGAAGUAGGUUAGUUAGAUAGCUAGCUUGCUAAUUCCACCAUGCUUUAGUGCUACACUGGAUACAGAAAUUGAGCAGAACAAAGCUGUCACUCAUCUGGCGUUGUGCUUUCCUAAGCUGUGACAAGAGUGUGUAGAUGAAGUAUUAAGUUAGUUGUUGUUACUGCAAACCUCUCCUGGUAUUUUAUAUCUAUGGUCCUCACUUACUUGGACACUUGAGUAGAACAGAGCCAUCAUUAAUGUUAUUCAUAACACCUGUGCUUUUUCUGAAUUAACCUUUGCUCUUUAUUUUACAUCUGGCUUAAUUGCUUUUCCAACUCAAUUUUUAGUAUUGCUUCACAAAAAACAUUAUAAUAUUUUAUUGUUAAUUUUUUUAAGGGUCUUGGAAGGAUGUAGUCUGUCCCAAUAUGCAAAAAUAUACUGUUUGUUUAUGAAUGGUUUUGUUGUCCAUGUUUUU
Messenger RNA from Anoplopoma fimbria (sablefish), 1570 nucleotides. Its product is annotated as hepatic lectin-like. Gene Ontology annotation, molecular function: D-mannose binding; fucose binding. Lineage: Eukaryota; Metazoa; Chordata; Actinopteri; Perciformes; Anoplopomatidae. The record is from RefSeq and is a predicted model, not a curated record. Gene Ontology annotation, biological process: biological process involved in interspecies interaction between organisms. The transcript has 6 exons. The coding region runs from base 29 to 604 and encodes 191 amino acids. Gene Ontology annotation, cellular component: external side of plasma membrane.